Molecule: messenger RNA, 5725 nt
Organism: Hypanus sabinus (Atlantic stingray)
Lineage: Eukaryota; Metazoa; Chordata; Chondrichthyes; Myliobatiformes; Dasyatidae
Gene: fam168b
Product: family with sequence similarity 168 member B
Exons: 7
Coding region: 189-776 (195 amino acids)
Source: RefSeq, a predicted model, not a curated record
UUGGCGGAAGUGAGGUAAGGCGGGCAGGCCGGAGGUGUGCUGGUCUUGGAGUUACUGCGCAGCGCCGCCGAUGAGAGCUUGAGCCCGGGGGUAAAGUCGAAGAGUGAAGCAGCGACCGUACCCGUAGCGGAACGGAGUAGAGUAGAACAGAGGCUCCAUCGCUGUGAUAGCUCCUCAGAAUAAAAACCAUGAACCCAGUCUAUAGUUCAGGUGCUUCAGGGGUUCCAUAUGCGAAUCCAAAAGGAAUUGGAUAUCCAGCAGGUUUUCCGGUUGGUUAUGCAGCAGCUGCUCCUGCCUUUACUCCUACUGUGUAUGCUGGUACAAAUCCAGCCUUCCCAACAGGUUAUACACCGGGCACACCUUAUAAAGUUUCAUGUUCUCCGACCAGUGGAGCUGUACCACCCUACUCCUCCUCUCCCAACCCAUACCAGGCAGCUGUAUAUCCAGUUCGAAGUGCCUAUCCACAACAGAAUCCUUAUGCACAGCAAGGCACUUACUAUACACAGCCACUAUAUGCAGCCCCACCUCAUGUAAUUCAUCAUACCACAGUUGUCCAGCCGAAUGGAAUGCCUGCUGCCAUGUACCCACAACCAAUUCCAUCACCCAGAGCAAAUGGUGUUGCCAUGGGAAUGGUAGCUGGGACCACUAUGGCAAUGUCAGCAGGCACCUUGUUGACGACCCAUUCCCCAACGCCAGUAGCUCCUCAUCCUGUUUCCAUGCCUGCUUAUAGGACUCCAGCAACACCGACUUACAACUAUGUACCCUCGCAGUGGUGAUCAAGCUGUCACUGGAAAAGUUGAAAGGUGGGAGAUAUGCAAUCAAACAAGUUUUAACACUUGGUGCUGAUUCCCACAUGCCUCCAACCAGGAUCCUUCCUUCCAGUUCAUCAAUGCUCUCAAUACUUGCCAAACACUACCAAAAAUAACACGAAGAUUAUCGUGGCUGCAUAUCUUGCAUCUUGGAACUCAGCAGUACUCAAGUCAUGAAAAACCUGUUUUGUGGACUGUCUUGCAAUUUUAUAGAUUAUACAAAAGGGAGUAUACGUAUAUUUGGAUUCAUAUCUAGUUCAAUGCAUGUUACAAAUGCUUGCUCAAAUCUACCUGCAAUGACUGAUGCAAAACCAUCAUAUGAAAAAUCCAAAGGAACUGAGAUACAAAAAUUUGCAACUUAAUUUCAAUAAUGCAGAAUCAUUGUAUGUAAUGUCUCAAAAGAAAAUGCAAGUGAAUUUCUGUAACAGAAAGAAAAACUUCUGGCUGAUCUGUUAUGUUCAUUGUUUUUUUUUAAUGGGAACAGUUAAAUUCCUUUAGCUAGUGUAUCAAUUUACUUUCUCGAGCAAUUGAUGCAUUUAGAGCACAGCACCUGGAGGUAGUGUUCCGGAAGGCAUGAAAUGAAGCCCGAAGGCAUUGACUUACCAGCCCUUUUUCAUUUAAAACUGCAUUAGAUCCAGUGUUAUAUUUGGGAGAGGCAACCAUAGGGAUUAAAGCAUGAUGGAUAAAGGAAAUGUACUAACUUCUAAAGAAUCAGAAAUGGCUAGUAGUAAGGUAAAAUAACAUAUUUUUAUAUUCUUUGAUUUAAUAUUUCAGUAACAUACACCUCUGACUUCAAAUCAUGUCACUUGAUGAUUUGUAGUUCAUGAAUUUGGAAGUCUUUAAAUAUUCACAUUUUGUUCACGUCUAAAUUUUUCACUUUAAAUUCAAGAUCACUGGUCAUUUGGGCAAUAGGUAAAUAAAAUUAUCAGUGCUUAAUACCAAUCCCUAAAUGGUAAUACUUACAGGAUUAGGAUCCUGGUUGUAAUAAGACAUUUAAAGGCCUUGAUUGUUCUGAACAUUAAGGGUAACAAAGGUGAUAUUGUUAGGUCCUCACAUAUAAUUUGAAUUAUCCAGAUCUGUUCUGUGUUUUCUAUCACAUCGGAUGACUUAAUUGUUUAAAGCAAGCAUGAAUAACAUUUUCAAUGGCAUUUAUGACUUCAUGAUUCCAAAUAUUCACACUAGUAUUAAACCAAAGGGGGUAAGUUUCAUGUUGCUGGUUUGAGGAAUCUAUUCGUUCGAAAUCUGACUUUUGCAGGGCAUGCUAGUUUCUGCAGCAAUUGUGAUGUGCAGAUUGUAACAGUUUAAAAACAGUUUUGUUGUUAAUGAUAAGAAAGGCAGGUAGUCUUCUUUUCAGCAUUUAAGAGCUUUCAUCCUGAUGUCUCUGUGCAUUUUAUUGCAGCAGACGAUUGAGUUCCCAUGACCUGGUAAUGUCAUCAUUGAGUUUUCUUUUAGACCAUAAACUGAAUAGUGCAAAUUGACAUGUCCUCUAAUGUUUCCUGUUUGGGCUAAUUGCCUUACCCAGAUGACUGAGUUAAGGUAUAGACCCUACAGAAUUGGAGGAAUACUUGGAGGGGAAACAGAAGCUGAGGAACUUGAUUAAUAGUAACCAUGUAAAAAUCCUGAGUCCUGUUGCAUUUUUGAUGGGUAACAAAAAAAAAAGCAGUCAUGCAGAUUUAAUGGGCUCAGUUAGUAAAUUCACUGGUACAUCUUUUGAAAAUGACAAGAUUAUUUGGGUGGGUCAAGGGUUUAGGAUUUUUUUUGUGUAUAUAUUUCAUAGGACCUAACACUUUCAAUAAAGAAUGUUUGUUUUAUAACAUCAGGAAAAAAAAGAGUAUAAUGUUACCCUUUAAGAGAUUAAUAAUGAUAAUAGCCUUCAUUUAUCAUGAAGUGUCAUUUCAGAAGUGGCCCUAGACCCUAGCAAAUUCUAAUUGAUGAUUAAAAUGGUCUUGCAGUGCAGUAGAGGGCAUACAACUGUCUUCCUUUAUGUGGGUGAGAUAUGAUUGAUGUAGGGAGUUUAACAGGUUGCUGCUGGUAUCAUACAUGAUGCAUAAAGGAUCCAAAAUUCUGUGGGAUUGUUACUUUCUAAACUCUUGUCAGAUUCUACGUGAAUUAGCACAAAUGGAGGAAAUUAGUCGUGGAAACCAUUUAUGUAGAGGAGUUAGUCAGUUAAUGAAUUAGAAUUGUUUUGAUAGUAGCUAGCAAAGAAGUAUUCAAGGGGAACAAGCACACAACUUUUAGACUCAAAUCUUUCCUAUUCCAUUUUUCUAUAUUGAACUUUUAUAAUUGAUUUAGCAUGUAUGUUAAUUUCAUGUUUAAAAUACUCCCGAGACCAGUUCUUCAACACUUUUUGGAUAGUCAGCGCAUUACUGCUGGUAAUAGUAAUGGUCAAGGCAUUUAACUUCCAAAAAUAGAGCAUUAUGUAACUUAAUGGUUUGUCGUGAACUCAUUUAACAUCUAGUUUUGCAGACUGCAAAAAUGGAAUACUUCAGACCUCCUAUGUAGCUGCAUUUCAGAAUGGCGGUGUGUGUGUUGAUGGGACCUGAAGUUCUUUUACAAACCUUAUAUUAAAAUGGCACAAACAAGGAAGUAAUUUUAUGAUUGUAAUUCUAUUCUUGAUUCCUCUUCAGUUUGGUGAGUUAGAUAAUGAAGUCUUCACUCAUUUUUCAUCGUGAGAUUUCUGUGAUGUUCGCAGGCUGUUUCUACCUGGUGUUUACAGGACUUGGAAACAAAUAUAACUAAAAUGAAGUGAUCUUUAUUUAGGAAAGCUGUACUGUGGCUUUUUAAAAUCCUUGAACUUUCACAGUUACAGGCUAAAUUAACUUUACAAAAGAUUUCCCGAUUUUAAAAAAUAUGUCGUGUUUUCGGUGCUCGUUCUUUUAAAGAUUUAGUAGUUUAAAAUUUUACAUGAAAAGUGAACAUAAUUACCAACCUGAAACCAACACUGUACACUGGACUAAUGCUUUAAUUUCCUCUAAAAGAAAUGCAUCUCCAAUGAAUUCUAUAUCAACCCACCAACUAAACUAAUAUGUACUGAAUUUUUGGUCUUAACUGCUAUUGUGGCAUCAAUGUGGACAAUGAGUGCAGAAUGGAAAUUAGAGUGGUUUUUCAAAUAUGCAAUCCUUGCUUAGGCCACGAUCAUUUGGAAUCUAUUCUAGUUCUGUAGUAUUUGUUGCAUACCAGUGGUUAGUGGAUGAACAAGUUGUGAAGUUUAAAAAUAACAGUGCAAAGCAGCUUAGGCAGUGUUCAUAGAUUGUACACUUCCUUUAAUGUAUAUUUUAAGGAAAAAGAUAAUGGGCACUGAUGUGAAGGAAAAAAAAACCAUGGAAACCUAUCAAGGAUAAUGUUUAAAGCACUGUUUAAAUCUGGGAAUUUCUUCAUGUUACACUGCUGUACAUGAACUCGUGCUGAGUUUGACAUUUAGUUGCUUUUUUUAUUUUUUUAAAACUUGGCAGACCAAAUUAUGCUUUAUUGCACAUUAUAACAAAUCACUCUCAUUUGGUGCUUUAGCCACCCCCCAGUGUUCAUAUUUCUACUCACAUUUUGGUGAGUACUCAUUCAUACAAUUUUUUUUUGAAAAGUGUGGAUGGAAGGGAAUCCAAAAUUUAAUUUUCUUUUAGCAUCCAGAAACUUUUCAGGGGUCAUAUUUGAAAUUUGCAAAUGGAUGUACAACUUUACUGCACUUUGUAAUGCAUGCAGACUAGUUCUGAGCUACUGUUGUAUUUUUUUAUAUAUAAAGGAACAUGUAAUUUAAGCGGACUAAACCUUCUCCGCUGUCCAAAGGUUCUGUUUGAGAGAACCAAAUUAACUGACCCGAGUUAAGAUAUUGUACCAAUAACCUCAUGCAAUUUUGAGACUUUGAAAUAUUUUCAAACUGCUAUGGUGUAUGUGCUUUUGCUCAGAAACUGGAAAGGAACAUCUGAUGUUGAAUUGUCUGUAUAAACAUAAACAUGAUAUCUAAUUAAGUUUUCCUAUUAACCUAAUGCUUUGUUAAUUCAUUCUCUUAAACUUGGUUGUAUGUAUUCUUAUAGUGUCAUUUGGUAUUCAAUUAAAGUAAUUUGGCUUGAAUUGGGACAAAUACAGAAGUCAGCACAGAUUCCUGGGCAAAUGCAUAUUUGUGUUCAAACAUUUAAUAGUUGAGUUGACAUAUUCCAAAAUGUUAGAUUCCUGUCAAGCAACUGGAUGCUAUUUUUAUCGUUAAUUCUUCGUAUGGUGAUGGAGAGGGUCUUUUUUCUCUCUUUUGCUUUCUGAGUAUCAGUUGGGAUGCAGUAGUGCUUAAUCUGAAGAGCAGUCAGUUGUGAGAAUUUCCCCCGACCACCCUAUUCAUCCACCUCCUGCUUAAAUUCCCAUCAGAGCCACUGAGCCAGCAUACUCACAGCAGUUGAGAUGGACGUGAUCCAAAAUAUUUCCUCUCAUAAUAAGAAAUUGCAAUUUUGAAUUGCAGAAUUUUACUGAAUGAGUAGAUUUGUGUAUGGUGAUGUGCAGUAUAGUGCUGUAUGACAGCUUUUCUGUUCAAAGUAAAACACCAUAUUCAACACAGGCACAACAGAGUCACCAUAGAGAGUUUAUGUUUUUGUUAAGGGCACACUUUUAAAAAGAAAUUGACUAUUCAACACUAUGCUUAAUAAAUAUAAACAUAUUAUUUUGGUACUUAUUUAGUCUAGGUCAGUGUUGUCUUCCAAAAAGCAGUUUUAAAGCAAAGCACCGUUUUACAUUGGAUAACAUAAACAAAUUUUGACAUUUCCUUUCUGAGCCAAUUCAAUUAUGUGUAAAUUCAUACAUUGUUAUUUUUUUAAAAGCAAUCUGACAAGUAGGUGAGCUCAGAUUUAAAAAAAGAAACUUCAAGGCAUGUUUAUUGUAACAAAAAUUGUUAUGUAUUAAUACUUAAGUUUUCAAUAAAGAUUGACUUGUGUUGCUUA